Messenger RNA from Plectropomus leopardus (leopard coralgrouper), 728 nucleotides. RefSeq names its product Golgi-associated plant pathogenesis-related protein 1-like. The record is from RefSeq and is a predicted model, not a curated record. Lineage: Eukaryota; Metazoa; Chordata; Actinopteri; Perciformes; Serranidae. Gene Ontology annotation, cellular component: extracellular region.
CAGGUCUAUAAAUACUGACUUUAAGACAGCAAAAGGAACUACGCCUUUGCAGGACAUCCCAUCAGACCUCUAACCAGCCUUCAUAACCACAGAUACCAUGGCAGAUGCCAGUUUUCAGCAAGAGUUCCUGAAAGCCCACAACGCCUACAGGGCCAAGCACAACACACUGCCGAUGAGCCUCAGCAGCGAGCUGACCACUUCAGCUCAGAAAUGGGCUGAUCACCUGCUGGAGAUCCGUGAAUUAACACACAGCGGCACUGGAGAGAGCUGCUACUAUGCGUGCAGCUCAGGCCCCAUGAAACUGACAGGAAAAGAAGCUGUGGAUGAUUGGUACAAUGAGAUCAAGGAUUACAACUGGAGCAGCCCUGGAUACAGUGGCAACACAGGUCACUUCACUCAGGUUUUGUGGAAAGGCAGCACGGAAUUGGGCGUGGGGAUGGCCACUGAUGGCCACAAUGUCUAUGUGGUUGGGCAAUACCGACCAGCUGGCAACACAAGGGGGAGUGAAAACUUUGCGGAAAAUGUCCUGCCAUUAGCAUAAAGGCCGUGCAUUUCACAGCUAGGUGGGGUAAAAACCCCGCAGUGGGCAAGGUGGAGAGAGCCCAAGGAAAGCUUUCAUGCUGUGGAGAUGACCGUGACCAUCCCUGCAUCCCCCAACACGCUGUUCCUAAAUGCUACCUUUUGUCAAUCAGUAAAAAAAAACAACAACCAUAAAAUAAAAGAUAUAC